GUAACACUGACAGGGUGGUGGUGUGUUAGUGUGUGUUGCGCUGGUCUGAGUGGAUCAGACACAGCAGUGGUGCUGGAGUUUUUCGGGUCAAUACGUGUGACAAACAGCCUUUAACGAGUGCGGUGUUGACGCUGGUGGACUCUCUGUUGUUGCCAGGGUGAUUGAUGGAUGAUUAAUCCGGAAGCUUGACCGUUCUGUCCCUCCUGUUUGAGUCACAGGGUUCAGGAACGCUCAGCCUGGAGGGAGAAGCAGAAGCUCUGAGCAGAAGCCAGAGAGAAGCUGCAUGAAUAGUUUGUGGUUGUGAGUGUUUAGAAUCAUAGAAGCUUCUGUAGAGCUGCGUCCAGCGGUGCUGUGACCAGAAGAACGGUCAACAUCUAGAACAUCUCUGAAGGACAGGCAGAUCUUCUGUAUUUACUGUUCUGAGGGACGGACGCUGCGGAGAUGUCCAAAGAUGACCCACGGGAAGUCUGUGAGAUGGAGACCCCAAACAGAACCGUUCAUCAUGAUGACCGGAGUGCUGAUUUCCACGACUCGCUGCAGCUCCAUCAUCUACAGCUCCUCUUCGACACCUUCUCCCAGCAGCUAACUAUAACCGGCCACUCUCAGAGGAGGGUCAGAGCGUGUAACACCGGUCACUCUGCUGACACUCUGAGCCUGGAGCAGUUCCGCUCGGCUCUGACCACUGCGAUCGGCGAGGAGUCCUGGAAUGAGAAGAUGGAGGAGCUGUUUAGAGAGCUGGAGUCGUCCUGUGACGGCCAUGUUGGGUGGCAGACGUUGUGCGACUGCGUUCUCCAGCAGCUCAAACAGAGUGAAGACACAUCCGAGGCCGAACUCAGCAGCGUGAGCUCGGAACCAGUCAUACGCCACUGUCGGCGUUACAAGCAAUUCCCAGUUAUUCGCAUUGUGGAAGUGAGUCAGCCACCCCCUCUGCGUUACAUCACCGUCAGUAAAAGGGGAACUCUCACCAUCUGGAACAGCCAGCUUCAUGUCAUAGAGUCACUGGAGUUGUGUGAGAAUGCUGGUGAAAAAGGAGGCUCAAGCAGGCAGUUCCGGAGCUGGAUGACCGACGCUGUCUACAUGCCCAACGUCCACAAGAUCGCAGUGGCCUCCAUGAGCCGGAACAUUCACCUGGUUGACGUGUCCACCAGCACCUGUUUCGAGACGUUCCACUUGUCAGGACUAAGUCAUGUUGCAACCGCUCUUUGUUACUGGUACAAUGUCGAGGCUCCAGGAGAGAGGUGCGCUCUGAUGUGGGGGGAUGAGAAAGGAGCUGUGAAUUUGCUUUGGUUCCUGCAGCCUCACAAAGGCUUGUUUGAGACACCAUUUUCCAACCAAAGUGGACCUCAGCAAGUGUUUUUGUCGGACCUCUGUGUUCAGACCUCACUGAUCUCUUACCAGCAAAGCCCAAAGAUCCACAGGGAAGCCAUCAACAGAAUCAGAUAUAACCCCCGAACUGAUCUCAUCGCUACGUCAUCAGAGAGCAGUGCCAGCUCGGUGGUCAUCAUGGACGUGGAUCAGAGGAGCGACAGUUACAUUUGGAAAAUUGAAAAGGGAGUCCGGUGCUUUGACAUAAGCUGGUCACUCGGUCUGCUGGUCACUGCGGGGCUGGACCCUGAUCUAAGGAUAUGGGACCGUUAUGUUACCUCUCGGCCUGUAGCUGUGCUACGUGGUCACAGAACAACAGUAGUGGACGUGGCCAUCCACCAGGAUCUGGGCAAGAUCUUCAGCUAUUCAAAGGAUGCUGUCCUGAAGAUAUGGGACAUCUCCUCUGAGCGCUGUGUGAAGACCGUCCCGCUGAGGUUCCCCAACGUUCAGACUGGACGUAUCCUCGAGCAGGGUAACUUCUCACUGCUGCUGAGCCUGGCUAGAGCUCCUGCACUGCUGCUCAGCUGCAGAGAGUACCUGGCCCUGCUGCGGCUGCAGAAUGCAGCCUCCAACGGCGGGUCAGCGGCCCUCUCCUGCACCCUGUACAAACCUCACCUCAGACAGCUCUGUUCUAGAUCACAGAACCCUCUCAGCGGUCUGUCAGUGCAGAAGGAGAACUCACGCUUUUCUCCUUCAUCACCAGAACGUCUCACAGUAUGGAGCUCGCAGAACGGUCACCCUCUCCAUAAACUGGAGGCUGUUUCUGACACAGAGGUCACAGGGGUCAUCUGUCUCCAUGACAACCAGCUUCUGUCUGUGGGCUGGUUAUUCGGUACAGCGUUGCUGAAUCACACGGUGUAUCCCCCCAUUGACAGGUUGCUGUUCCUGCAGAAGCGAGCUCGGGGCAGACAGUGGAGAACGAGGGCUGUUCUGCUGAGCUCUCAGGCGGGCAGUGUUUGCUGGGACGUCUGUGGGCCUCCACACAACCGCACGCAGUUCUGUGAACCACACGGAAACAAUGAAUGCGUGAAGGCCUUAGGUACAGAUGAUGACAACAGUUUACUCAUCAAUGGAGACACUUCAGGGUCCAUCCAGGUGUGCGACAUCUCUCAGUACAGCCAAUCUAAUGGACAUGAGCUUGUCAGUCAACAGCCCCCACUGAGAAAUACCUGGAGAGCCCAUGAGGGGGCGAUAGUGAGCAUGGAGGUUCUGGAGCAACUAGAGCUGACCAGUCCAUCCCAAGGGGAAGAAAAGGACAGAACUGAAAUCAACCAAUCAGAGAGCAUCAAAGACACAUCUGCUCCUACUGGCUGGGCUCAAAGUCCAGGGGGAGUGGCCAGAGCAAAGAGGGGCCUCAGUGAAGAUCAUUGUCAACAAACAGGUUGGUUAGAACACAGGCAGACACAAAAACACCAGUUACUGCUCCCUCAGUGCGUUUUAUCAUCUCUGGCUGUCACCUUGUAUCAGUGGUCACCAACCCUCCUCCUGGAGACCAGCUUUCCAGCAGAGUUUAGUUCCAACCUGCAUCUAAUGCUCCCUUAUCCCUAUUACCUAAUGCUAAUGCAUCUGAUCCAGCCAGUCAAAGGACUUCUGGAGAAGUUCAUUAGCUGGAGCAGGUGUGGCUGACUGUGGCUUUGUUGACCACUAUCCUAUCCCCUUUCUUCUGUGUUAUUUAUUGUUUUUAGGUCCCAUUAUGAUGCUGGUCAUGAACUGGCUGCAUUUUUUAGCUCAAAUUGAGCUAAAAUUGUCACUACUGAAACAUACGGUAAAGUUCGGUAGUGUUGUGAUUGUUUCGGUAGUGACUAAAUGGAACAUCCAAUCAUUAGUUUUAAUAAAAUAAUCAUAAUUAAGGUUUAGAGUCAC
Colossoma macropomum (tambaqui) is the source of this 3228-nucleotide messenger RNA. RefSeq names its product WD repeat-containing protein on Y chromosome. Gene Ontology annotation, molecular function: protein binding. The record is from RefSeq and is a predicted model, not a curated record. NCBI's taxonomy places the organism in Eukaryota, Metazoa, Chordata, Actinopteri, Characiformes, Serrasalmidae.